AUGGAUGGCUUUAAUUACUUACAUAAAGUUAACGUGGAGCCUUUGAAUGCUUUAGGCCAAGUAAUAGAAUCCAUCUCGUCGACUCGAUUAGAUACCAAACCUGUAAGUUUGUUGUUUUUGGUUACUGUAUUUUUGUUUUGAAACUACAGUAAAAUUCUUUUCUUAAGAUUUUGAAACAAGCUUUAAGAAUUAUGGAUUUUCCUGUAUUUUAGCCAUUAGAUUGUGUGUGUUCAUUAUGCGGCCUUCGGAUAUUUGAUCAGUUUAUGUUAAAGGUAAGUCAUUAUAGAUGUAAAGGACAUAGACCUUGUUAAUGUUAAUUUAGAAUAUGUUUUUAAUCUACUUUGUAACUUUUUGUUUUGUAUUAUAUAAUGUUGUACUCAAAUUGAUUUGGUAGGUUCAAUCACACGUGUUUCACGAAGCUUGUGCGCGAUGCUUUAAAUGUGGGUGUCAACUGGAUGAAACUUGUUACGAGCGGAAUGGGCUACUGUAUUGUAGGCUGCAUUACGCAAAGUAAGCACAUUUUACUUUCAUUUAACAGGUCUUUGUAAUAUUAUAAUAUUUCACAUUUCAAAAUUUGAUUUUUACUCUUCAGAAGUUACUGUGCUGGUUGCCAGAUGCCAAUCAAGUCUUCAGACAUGGUUUACAAACUUAAAGUAAGCGGAUGACAAUAGAAGUAAAUGAAUUAGAGUCUACAAAGUUAUUUUUUGUUGUUUCCAGUUUUUAAUCUUUUCCAAUGCUUACUAAUAGAUUACAGACGGAUAUGGUAUUCCACGUGCAAUGUCAUGUAUGUAUUCAAUGUGGAAAGCCUUUAGCCCCAGGAGACCAGAUUCUUGUUGACGAGGAGUCGAAAACAGUGUCUUGUGCCAAUCAUUACAACGACUCACGUAGGUCACAUUAAUAUAAAUUUACGUUACAAUGGCGAUUAAGUUACCUUUGUUAAUGUUAACUUUUCAACCAAGAACUAAAGAAAGACACCUAUAUAUUUAUAUAUUUCUACCUCAUUUUCAGAAGACGAGUCGUUUUCGAAAAAUACAGUAGCCGUAAACUUACCGCCAAUACCACAGUAUCCGUUCGAGAUGUACACAUUUGGAGAGAUGUACUCGGACGAUAGCAAGUAUAUGAAGAGAAGAGGGCCGAGGACUACUAUCAAACAAAGUCAGGUAAGUUUUGAUAGUAAAUUCAUGAGCGCCUAGUCAUUUCAAUGAUAUUUUUAGUAAAACGUCUUUUCAAAAACACCUCCAGUAUAAUUUUCAUUAUUCCUAUACCUCCAAAAUCUUUAUCUAUGCUCGAAAAAGUAUGUUAAACGCAGACCUUUUGACUUGAACAUAACAGUUUUGAAAAGACAAAACUAAAGUUAGGUCAUCAGCCAUUCCAGUUGAGUAAAAUGACAUUAAUUUCCCGCACGACUCGUUAUAAUGACAUACUGAUCGUAGGGAAGCGCGAUUAGACAUCUGUUAAUUGCGUGAUAUCGGGGAAUAGCUGAUGGCCAUCGUUUCAGUUGGAUGUUCUGAAUAGGAUAUUCUCCACCUCGCCCAAACCCUCCAAACAUGUCCGCGCCAAGUUGGCCCACGAGACCGGCCUCAGCAUGAGGGUUAUACAGGUAACAACAAUAUAUAUUUUACGUUUACAAACUUGGCAGGAAACUAUUUUUAUAUUAUUGUAGGUUUGGUUUCAAAACAGACGAUCCAAAGAGCGUCGACUCAAGCACUUGUGCAAUUUCCUCAGACAUUACGAGGAGAAAGGAUUAUGUCCACCUAGUAUGAACUUCGCAGGUAACUUUUACCUAUCUUUACCUUGUUUUACUUGGAAAAGUUUAAAUUUUAUGCAAACUUUAGACGUUUUUUUGGGCAAAAAUUAACGAUAAAAAUUGGAAAUAAUAAAAAGAAAAGGUACCACACUUAAUAAAAAAAAAGGUUUUUUCUCAAGGAAUGUUGUGAUGACCAAUACUGCUUUGUAAAAACACUUUUGACGCUAGCCAUUAGACCACCUAAUUUUAGUCAUAAAAGUCACAUAAUUCAACUUGAACCCAUAAAAUCAAAUUUCAGAGGACCACACAUUAAACCAGCAGUAUUCGCCGACUCAAUUCAACGACGACGACGACAACCAAUGA
This is a messenger RNA of Bursaphelenchus okinawaensis, 2110 nucleotides long. The record is from the annotation of a GenBank genome assembly. Lineage: Eukaryota; Metazoa; Nematoda; Chromadorea; Rhabditida; Aphelenchoididae.